Messenger RNA from Acanthochromis polyacanthus (spiny chromis), 5284 nucleotides. RefSeq names its product carbohydrate (chondroitin 4) sulfotransferase 12a (gene chst12a). Gene Ontology annotation, molecular function: sulfotransferase activity. Gene Ontology annotation, cellular component: membrane. Gene Ontology annotation, biological process: proteoglycan biosynthetic process; carbohydrate biosynthetic process. NCBI's taxonomy places the organism in Eukaryota, Metazoa, Chordata, Actinopteri, Pomacentridae. The transcript is spliced from 6 exons. Bases 537 to 1784 code for a protein of 415 amino acids. The record is from RefSeq and is a predicted model, not a curated record.
GAAAGCGGCUCGCAGCGGAGGCAAGUCAGUUGACGCGGCACUGGGAGCUGGAGGCACAAAAGGAGGAGGAGGGGUCAAAGAUACAGCCAGACGUUUGUCAGAAGUUUGUAGAUGGCUCCCAGCAGCUCUUAACUGAGAAGAAAAUGGCUAAAGGACUUUCAUCCAAAUAUUACAAUUGCUGCUGCAGGUGCUGCAGGUAUGAUCAAAGGUGAGCGUUCAGUCAUGGUUGGACAGAUCUUCUUCUCUCCAGCAAACUCCUGCGGUGCGCCAGCAUCAUGAUAAACCUGCUCCUUCCACAGACUCUGCUGAAGCUGCCGUGCAUCUAUCGCCAUGGUGAGAGAGAGCUCCUGGACUUUGACUCUGUUGCCAUGGUAACUCUGUAGCACGAAACCUAUAACUCCAGUCUGUUGCCCUGGUUGUCACAUAAAACGACCCAGGUAACUAUUUCAGUCUACGGCCAUGGCGAUGCUGUGGAGACGCCCUGCAAAAUCCUAAGUCAGUUGCUAUGGUAAUUCUUUAAGCAAGCAACAGUCAGUAUGGGAACGUCCAGAAUGUUCCGCAUUUUUGUAGUCCUGGGCUCGGCCUUUAUGAUUCUUCUGAUCAUCAUCUACUGGGAUGAUGUCGGGGCCUCCCAUCUCUAUUUGCACACUCCUGUAUCGCCGGGCCCCAAAAUCCUACAUCCUCCUCCCCAGCAGAAGCCUCAAACCUCUCGAACCCCGUCCUUCCUGUCAGAUAUCGAUGCCUUCGUUAACCAGUUCUUAGAGCCGGGAACCGGCGAGCCCACCGACCCUGCUCUGACAGACACAAGCAACCAGUCAGAGAAAGCAGAAGAACGGUAUAUACCGCGGAGGGAGUGGAAGAUUCAUCUGACUCCAGUGGCAGCUGAACUCCGUGAGAGACAGGAGCAGCGGAGGAAGUUACUUCAGGAGAUGUGUGCCAAUGACAGCGUGGUGUUUCCCGGCAAAAACCGCUCAUUUGACGACAUUCCUAACAAGGAGCUGGAUCACCUUAUUGUGGAUGACAGACAUGGUAUUAUCUACUGCUACGUUCCAAAGGUGGCGUGCAGCAACUGGAAGCGCAUCAUGAUAGUCCUCAGUGAGAGCUUGCUGCAGGACGGCGUUCCCCAGAGGGACCCGCUGGCUAUUCACAGGGACCUGGUCCACAACAGCAGCAUGCACUUUACCUUCAAUAAGUUCUGGAAACGUUAUGGCAAAUUUGCAAGGCACCUUAUGAAGGUGAAGUUGAAGAAGUACACCAAGUUCCUCUUCGUGCGGGACCCCUUCGUGCGUCUCAUCUCUGCCUACCGGAAUAAAUUUGAGCUGCAAAAUGAAGACUUUUACCGCCGCUUUGCACAGGUCAUGCUGCGUCGCUAUGCCAACCAGCCCACACCUCCUGCCUCGGUGGACGAGGCGUUUGCUGUGGGUAUCCAUCCCUCUUUCUCCCACUUCAUCCAGUACCUCCUGGACCCUCAGACAGAGAAAGACAUGCCCUUUAACGAGCACUGGCGACAAGUGUACCGACUCUGUCAUCCAUGCCAAAUUCAGUAUGACUUCGUGGGCCACUUGGAGACGGCGGAGGAGGACGCCGAGCACCUACUGCGCCAGCUGAGGGUGGACAACGUGGUGGAGUUCCCCACCUCCCACAGGAACCUCACAGCGAGCAGCUGGGAGUCCGAUUGGUUCAGCACAGUACCUGUCGAGGCACGUCGAGAACUGUACAAGCUGUAUGAACCUGACUUCAGGCUGUUUGGCUACGACAGACCAGACUCACUCCUCAAUGAGUGAUUAAUGUUUCACAGAGCUGCACAGACACACAGAUCAAACUUUUUUAUAUGGAUUGAAAUAAUGUUACACCCCAACAACAGUGACAGAUUUUGUUCUGGGUUUCAUUUAUGCUACGCUGAAUGUACACAUUAUUAAGGGCACUCAAUCAAGGAAGCACAAUAAUUAGAGGGAGAAGCUAAUUGUCAUUCCAAGGGGUACAAUGAAGUUCCGUUUGGCAAUAUCUCUUGUAGAACAGAAUUUCACUGUGCUCCUUAGGCAAAGCCAUGACCUGUUGUUGUUUUUCUUUGUGAAAUCACAAAGAUAACAAGAAAGAAUGGGACAGUUAAAAUACGGACCGUGCAAAUAAGUGUUCCUAAAAUGUUGUACAUUCAGUGUGGUCCUUAACUACAAACUCUAUGCUGAGUGUUUUCUACUCCCAUUUUUGAUGUCACACCAUGCCUGCCAUUUGUGGCCACAGUUGUGUUGUGAUUGACUGUGAUGAUCGUAGGCUUUUGGUGGCACGGCGUUGGAAAGAAACCGUACCACAGGGCCGUGUGAUGUUAGUGAAGGCACCGGAAGCAUUUCAGCUGAAUGAUGGUUUAGGAAGUUUGGGCAUUUAGAUAAAACGGUGUUUUACUAGAUUAGAUGUAAAUGUAGUAGGUAAUUUAUUUCCCAUUGUGUAAGUGCAAUGUUUACGUUGAGCAUGAAAGGGAUUUUUAUGUUAAAAGUACACAUUAAUGACAGCUGUCGGCAGUACAAAUACAUACACCUCGAACAGUUCUUUUAUACCUCAUACACAGGCAUGAACAUUAUAUUCAUUUUGCAUUAACAUACUCUAAACAGCAAACACGACUGCUUUUUCAGACCGGGCACAUUUAGUAUGAAAUAUAAAUUAAGUUAUAUUAACGGAAUUAUUUCACAUUACACUACGUUUUAGCUGCUUCCUUUGCGUUUCAAAGCAUGGUGCACCUGCCACAAUGUAGCCUCGUCAUAUCGAAGCACAGCAGCUCCAGGAGGCAGCACGUCAGGACGAUCAGCCGGGUUUGCCUCAACUUGUCUUUGAAGCAUAAACCUGGAGUUUUAGCGUUCUCUUUGAUUUCGCCAUAUGCGCACAGGUGGGCCUCGGUGUGUUUAAGUGAGCAGUCUUCUAAAGGGAACAUUUUUCUUUUAUUUGCUUUCGUAACCAUCAGCGUUUCAUCAUCUUUUUAAACUGCACUGAACUACUUUGGGUUACCCUGGAGACUGCAACAGUGCUGUGUUUUAUUUUUAUUUUUUUCUGUAAAUAUGAUGAUGAACAUUUUUUACUCUUUAAGGGCAGCAUUUUCAGGAGAUGCAUUGUUUUUGUAGCAAGCAGCUGAGCACAUUACGUGAGACAAACAGUGGCUUUUAGUGUGUACAAUGCCACUGCACUACUGCGAAGAUGCAUCACGUUGGUUUGACGUUGGCAUAUUAAGUACAACUAUAAAGCUGUUGGUGGUCGGUAGUAAUUUAAAGGUCUGAUCAUGGUUAGAGUCGGGUUUGUUCACACCAUGAGCUGUUGAAUUCGGUUAUUUUUUUCAAUGAGAGGGAAGAGAAGACAGUGCCUUUGGUUGCAAAAGUUUACACAGCAAAAAGUAUUUUUGUAGAUGGGUUUAAUUUUUACAGUAAGAGCUGUAUGAAGCCACAGCAUGGUAUAUUUAAUAUACUGGGCCUUCUUGUGUGGCUGUUAAAUAAGAAACAACUAAGCCCUUUAGCAGAAUUGUAACUUUCUAUCUGGGAAUUUGUAUGAUUUCUCCUUCAGUCUACUUGUGUUUAGUGAACUACACCGUAUAUAUAUUUCACCACUCGUUUCUUUAUUGGAAUGAAUUUCGGGUCCACAUCUGUUGUUUUAGAUAUGUUGUUUUAAUACCAGUGACUUGACUUGACUUUACUUGACACAGGAUUUUUGUGCAGUUCAGACUCUAUGUGAUGUCACGUUAUUUUGCAAGUUACUAGGAUGUACACACACUAUUAGUUUGGUGUUGUCUUGAUGCCUUUCGUUUGUUUUUAACCGUGGCCCAUUGUGCCGGUGUAAAAGGGUAAAACUGCAUUUUUUUUUUCUCCCCAAAAGUCAUCACAUCUGCACAUGCUGUUUACAACAAAAGUGAAUACAUUCCUGUGCAAUAUCGCUUAAAUGUCAGCUAAUACAGAAUUGCGUCACCUUUCGAUAAUUGCGUUAUUUUUACGCUGAUGAGUUUCUGUAUGAACAGUCAAAGACAAAUACUUUAAGAAGACUGCUUUUAAAGUACAGGCCCCAAAGUAGAAAGUUAAUAAAAGUGAAUAUAUCAGUGAUCACUGGCGCACAAGGUAGAAAUCCUGUGGUUACUGAAACUAAAUUGAGCAUACCUCUAAUUUUGGAAAUAUUAUAACUUUCUCAGUUUUGGACUUCUGUGCUGUGUCUGUGCAUUAUGACUCCACAUGGAAAAGAACUGCUAGAAUAUUUUGAUUAUUAAACUUCACAAAAGAGUAAAGAAAGAGGAAAAGGGUACAAGUAAAAAUCAGUCAAAACACACCUCCAGCAGAAAUCAGAAAGUACAGAACGAGCCGUAGUAUCACUGUUCAGAGCCACCGUGGUGAAAUGACACCACAGACAAUGUGGUACUUACACAACCAAGCCUGAAAGGCAGAUAGGCAAGUAUUGCAGAUCAGGUAAAGGGGAUAUCAAUGGAAUUUUUAGUUUCUGUGACUGAAUAGUGUCCAAGACAAAACCCUUGUUUGCUCUUUGGCGCAAAACUGCAAGAUGGAACUUUGCUGAAGAAAAUGGAAAAAAGAUUGCUGAUUAUUAGACACCCAUUCUUGAGCCAAAUGAGGCCAAGAUCAAUUUGUUUGGCUCACAUGGGGUCCAGCAUGUUUGGCAUGAAUCUAAACAGGACUACCACAGUGAAUGCAUAAUCCCAACAGUGAAACAGGGAGGCGUGAGUGCAAAAGGUGUAAAAAUAGAGAUUUGAAUAUAUGAAAUGAAAGCUGUGCUGUCUGGUAUUGAGUUCCUACUGAGCGGCCUGUAUUUUUAUUAAAGUAAGUUGAAACUUAUUUUUUUAAAUUUUACAUCAGAGCAAAUUCUCCACUGUACAAAUGAGAAUUUGUGCAGUUACCAAGAGGUGAUAAAAUUUCUAAUCAUUUUUAUUCAUUGAGCAUUGCCAGUGUUGAAGGGUAAAACUGCAUUUUCCCUCCAAAGUCAUAUUCACAUCAGCACAUAGGUGGGAAAAUAUGCACACAAAGGGAAGCAGAAAGGGAACACUCGUUUCCCUGCACUCUCACCUCACCAGUGUUUGGAUUGUAAGUCAAUCAUAUUUUAAUGUAUUUUUUUCUUUUCAUGUUCUUUGGUUGUAUUUUUUGUGUUUCUCCAGAUUCACCAUGCAGCAUUUAUGUUCUUGAGCUCUUUUUUGUGUCCAAGUGCGAACAGCCCAACUGUAAGAUGAAUUCAUUUUGCAAGGCAAAAAGAAAAUGUUUAUUUAAUGGCAAAAUAAAAGCCGUGACUGACUUUUGCUUUUCCAAAAUGGAAA